Molecule: messenger RNA, 3280 nt
Organism: Apis cerana (Asiatic honeybee)
Lineage: Eukaryota; Metazoa; Arthropoda; Insecta; Hymenoptera; Apidae
Biological process (GO): proteolysis
Molecular function (GO): serine-type endopeptidase activity
Source: RefSeq, a predicted model, not a curated record
CUAGGAAACGAGCCAGCGAGUAGGAAACAAGCCAUGUUGCGACUCUUUACGUUGGCAUACGCUAUCACGAUUCUAUUAAUGAUUUCAAAUGCAUUAAACAAGUCAAAUAAAAGCAUAGUGAGAACGUUAGAUAAUUCAUUUCAUAAAGAACCUCCUUCUUUAUUUUUGUUUCAUUUACUUAAAUUAAAAAAGAAGAUUAACAAAAUAGAACAAGUGCCAACUACACCACCAACUGCGGAUUGUAUUUGUGUACCCUAUUAUCUUUGCGAUGCUAAUCGUACCAUAAUUGCGGAUGGCAUUGGAACAAUCGAUAUUCGAUAUCGGAGAUGCACAGGAGAUUUAGAAAUAUGUUGUCGUCCAUCAAAUAUUACAGUCACUACCACAACUACAAAAGCACCAACUACUACGAAAGCACCAACUACCACGAAAGCGCCAACUACCACCACAAAGGCAACGACCACUUCGACUCUUCCACCGGUGAUUUUUCCAACUAACACAGAAUUACCAGCUGCUCCAAUUUGUGUUUGUGUGCUUGUGACACAAUGCGAUCCAAAUGGUAUCAUCGGCACGUCCGGAGAAGGUGUGAUCAAUCCUCGUUCGCAAUAUGUACAGUGUCCCAUUAGCAAUAUGGUUUGUUGCAAACCAACCAGUGUAAUCCAAUAUUCAUAUCCUCCGCUUACCUCGUCACAAAUUUGUCUUUUAUGUGGAAGCGCAAUCCAGUGUAGCAAUGGCAUUAUGAUUCCUGUAAAUGUUGGAAUUGUGAAUCCUCUAGUGACUUACGGACAACAAACAUGUCCUGUACCCACCUCCUGCUGUCAAGGAAUAAAUCCAUCGUAUGGAAAUGGGAUACCAGUGGUUAUCGGAUCCAUUAGAAAUCCUGGAACCUCUCAGGCUUGUUAUUGCAUGAAGAGCUGGCUCUGCGCACCGGGAAAUUCUGUUAGUUUCGAUGGCGCUGGUGUCAUUGAUCCGAGGUUCUCUGCGUGUGGAACUACGGAUGAAGUUUGUUGUCGACCUGUUGCUAUUAAUGCAGCAAGAAAUCGUGACUUGCAAGGAUCAAGAGAGAGUAUAAUAAACGGGGAAGCUUCGUUCUCGCAAACUGGAUGUGGUACACAAAACAAAACAUAUGCGACAGCUUAUCCUGUAGAUACUGGAAAAACAUAUUUCGCAGAGUUUCCGUGGAUGGUGGCUUUACUAACAAUACAAUCGGACGGUAAAUAUUUAUUUCAAUGUGGAGGAUCUAUGAUUACAAAUAGUGCUAUUCUUACAGCUGCGCAUUGUGUUACCAAUUUAGGAAAUAAUAGACCGAUAGCGCGUUUUGGUCAGUGGGAUUUAAAAUAUCAACCUGGCGAUCAACCAGUGCCUUUUCAAGAAGCGAACAUAAAAAUUAUAGUAACGCAUCCUCAGUUUUAUAGUGCUGCUUUGUUUAAUGACAUAGCAGUAGUCAUUUUAAACGCACCGGUAAAACAGAAUGUAAAUGUUGUUCCUAUUUGUAUACCGCAACAAGGAUUGAUAUUUCCUCCUGGUAUUAGAUGCAUUGGUACAGGUUGGGGAAAAAACUCAUUUGGUGGAACAUAUCAAUCUGAACUACGAAAAGUGGAGGUUCCUAUUGUGAAUAGAAUUGAUUGUCAAAAUCGGCUUCGAACAUCAAAAUUGGGACCAUAUUUUCAAUUACAUAGUUCGUUCAUUUGCGCAGGGGGCGAGACAAAUAGGGACACGUGUCAGGGAGAUGGUGGUGGACCUUUGGUAUGUCCCACAGCUACAGGACAAUACUUUCAGGCUGGUAUAAUAUCUUGGGGAAUUGGUUGUGGAACGUCGAAUUUACCUGCUGUUUAUACGAAUGUAGCACAAUUCACAGAAUGGAUUAAUCAACAGUUGGCAACUUACGGGGCGAUUUCAGAUAUCGCAAUGUGGAAAAUAUUUUCGAUAUUGGCGAUGGCUAUAGCUAUUUCUAUAGCUGCGCCUCAAAAGAAUAAUUUGGAUUCCUUGAUAACAAAUAUAUUUGGAACUCCUCAAGAUCAGCAGAUUUCGGAUCCUAGCUCUACUACAUCGGCAACGAUUUUAGGCACAGAGAAUAGGCCAAAGCAACCAGAGACGGAUUGUGAAUGUGUACCAUAUUAUCUGUGUCACAAUGGUUCUAUCUUGCAGAAUGGAACAGGAAUUAUUGAUAUCAGGUUCGCUUUUGAUGAUGAAAGUGUCAAUAAACAUCGCACAUUGCGGGCGCUCGGUCAGUGCGAGAAUUAUUUGGAUGUCUGUUGUAAACCACCAGAUAGAGUAGAAAAAGUUACACCACCACCAAUUGAGAAAAAAGGUACUUGUGGACAAAGACAUCCUGAGGGUGUUGGUUUUAGAAUUACUGGCGAUGUGAAUGGCGAAGCGCAAUUCGGCGAAUUUCCAUGGAUGGUGGCUAUAAUAAAAGAAGAAAAUAUCGGUGAUCAAAAAUUGAACGUCUAUCAAUGCGGAGGUUCCUUAAUUCACAAACAAGCUGUUUUAACAGCUGCUCAUUGUGUACAAGGAAAGCAACCGUCUGAAUUGAGAAUUCGUGCUGGAGAAUGGGACACGCAAACUAAGAAUGAGAUUUUUCCUCAUCAGGAUCGUAAUGUGAAAAAUGUUAUUAUUCAUGAAAACUUUGCUGGUGGCACUCUUUACAACGAUUUUGCUAUUUUGAUAUUAUCCGAGCCUUUGAAUCUAAUGGAGAACGUGGAUCUUGUUUGUUUACCAGAACCAAAUACUGUAUUCGAUGGUUCUCGAUGUUUCGCUAGUGGUUGGGGAAAAGAUAAAUUUGGUAAGGAAGGCCAUUACCAGGUAAUUUUAAAAAAAAUUAAUUUACCAGUAGUACCACACAAUCAGUGCCAGGAUUUACUUCGAAAAACUAGAUUAGGAAAAUAUUUUAUUCUUGAUAAUAGUUUUAUUUGCGCUGGUGGAGAGUCUGAUAAAGAUACUUGUAAGGGUGAUGGAGGAAGUCCCCUUGUUUGUCCAAGUAAUAAUAAUCCUAAUAUAUACUUGCAAGCAGGUAUUGUAGCAUGGGGAAUUGGUUGUGGUGAAAAUGGAAUUCCAGGGGUUUAUGCUAAUGUUGCAUCUGUUCGCGAUUGGAUCGAUGAACAAAUGGCUUUUUAUAAUUUGGACAAUACUGUAUAUCAGGCUCAAAAAAUAAAUUGAUUGAUUUCUCAAAAUUUUAUAAAUUUGUAUGCAUAAAAAUCGAUGUUUUUCUGUGGAAAGACUGCUGUAUUCUUCGCAUGCUAUUUUUAAAUAAUAAUGUAUGUGAAACUAGGUAUAAUAUGUA